Messenger RNA from Styela clava, 1149 nucleotides. RefSeq lists its product as uncharacterized. NCBI's taxonomy places the organism in Eukaryota, Metazoa, Chordata, Ascidiacea, Stolidobranchia, Styelidae. The record is from RefSeq and is a predicted model, not a curated record.
AAGACGCAACUAUUCGAAUGUUCAUUUUGGUCACGGACUUCGUGAAAGACAUUCGCAAAAGAAACAAAAUGUUUGGUUUAGUGACUCUGUCCAUUGUUUUUAUGAUUUCGAAGACAACAGCCAAGUAUCAAGGGGUGUCACUUCAAGACGACCUCCCCCAGGUGCUGGAAGAUCCUUAUUUGGAUCUGGAUUAUGUUCCUCCGGUUCAAGAUAAUUAUCUUGCGAGAAACUUUAUUCUAUCCGGGGCAGAAUACUACUAUGAGUCCAGAAACGUAGAGUACGACGUGAUAAAAACUGCAAUUGAUGAAUCAGAUCGAUGCUUGGAAGUACUGCAAAACGAUGACAUCUAUGUUAGCAAGGGCGUUUUCGAAAGUCUCGUGUAUUGGGAUAAUUUUGGAGAAUUCAUUGAGUGGCAGUAUGUAAAAGCAAUGGUUAUAAAUGGAACAUGGGAUAUUGAAAGAGAUGAAGUCCCAUUGUGUAUGUUUGUUCCCAUCAGAUACAGAUAUUUUUGCGAGGAUAAUUGGUUCAGCUGGGAUUUUGAUAAAAUUCCAUCUCAAAGACAGACAAAUGCAGUUCUUGACAUCAUUUACGACGUUUGCUUUGAUUCUUACGACAGUCAAAAUGCUUUAGAUUCAUUGGAUGAACAGUUGAAUGAUAUGGGGAAAAACUUCGAUUUUGGUGAAAUUUACAAUUUUUUCGAGCUUUUGAUCAUAGAAGCAUACGACGAAAAUAUUGAAUCCAAACGCGAAAACACAAAUCAAGAGUAUUUCCAGUGGAUGUGCAUUGAUCCAGCCAUAUCGAAAGGCUUCGGCGAGAGAAAAGUCUCUGAUAACAUAAGAAGUUUUGCCGUCGAUAAAGGUGCAAAAGAAUGUGCUAAGCCCGAGUUUAUUCUUUACAACACGUUCUCACAGUCUGGUAGUGCGCCACAGCGGACAAGACCCCCGCAAAAUGCACCAGUACGCAGGAGAUCGAGCAGAACUGCACCUGGGACUUAAAUAAUAUAUACGCAGUUUAUUUAAUAUUUGCAAUCAAGUGUCACUGACUUCCAAGUGAAUGAUCUUAAUUGGGAAUGAAUUUUGAGUUAAUUGUAUGAAACAUUAAAUAUAAGUAGUAUAGUGAGUAGUAAAAAUAAAAAACAUUUGUAAUGUG